Molecule: messenger RNA, 1092 nt
Organism: Penicillium odoratum
Lineage: Eukaryota; Fungi; Ascomycota; Eurotiomycetes; Eurotiales; Aspergillaceae
Product: peroxidase
Exons: 2
Coding region: 1-1092 (363 amino acids)
Biological process (GO): response to reactive oxygen species; cellular response to oxidative stress; hydrogen peroxide catabolic process
Molecular function (GO): heme binding; peroxidase activity
Source: RefSeq, a predicted model, not a curated record
AUGGCUUCCGCUGCUCGAACUGCCCGCGCUCUGUUGCGCUCAACUCCUGCCACCUCCUCGGUCCGCCCUGCUGCGCGCUCGGCUCGUUUCGCCCUCCCCGCUCAAGUUCGCGCCUCGACUCGCCGUGGAUAUGCCUCCGAGGCAGGCGCCGGUAAAUCAUCGUCAUUCGGUAUCUGGGGAAUCGGUCUGUCUGUCGCUGCCGGUGCUGGUGCCUACUUCUACCUGAACGGAGAAGCCACCCCUAAGGGUCCUUUCGUUCCCACCCAAGCCGACUAUCAGAAGGUGUACGAUGCGAUUGCACUUCGCCUGGCCAACGAGACCGAUUAUGAUGAUGGCAGCUAUGGCCCGGUUCUCGUCCGUCUCGCUUGGCACGCCAGUGGCACCUACGAUAAGGCUACUGGUACCGGUGGCAGCAACGGUGCCACUAUGAGAUUCGCCCCGGAGUCAGACCAUGGUGCCAAUGCCGGUCUCAAGCACGCCCGCGAUUUCCUCGAGCCUAUCAAGGCGCAGUUCCCCUGGAUCACCUACUCCGACCUCUGGACCCUGGCUGGCUCCGCCGCCAUCCAGGAACUUGGUGGCCCUACUAUCCCCUGGAGACCUGGCCGUGAGGAUCGUGAUGUCGCCGCCUGCUCACCCGACGGCCGUCUCCCCGAUGCCUCUAAGGACCACCGCCACAUCCGUGAUGUGUUCUCCCGUAUGGGCUUCGAUGACCGUGAGAUGGUCGCCCUGUGCGGUGCCCACUCCCUUGGACGUGCGCACACUGACCGUUCUGGCUUCGAUGGUCCCUGGGACUUCAGCCCGACUGUGUUCACCAACGAGUUCUUCCGUCUGCUCGUCGAGGAGAAGUGGAACCAGCGCAAGUGGAAUGGCCCUGCUCAGUUCACUGAUAAGGGUACUUCCACUCUGAUGAUGCUGCCUACUGAUCUUGCUCUGGUUAAGGAUAAGGCUUUCAAGCAGCACGUUGAGCGCUACGCCAAGGACAGUGAUGUCUUCUUCAAGGAGUUCGCUGAGGUUUACGUGAAGCUCCUUGAGUUGGGCGUUCCCUUCCAGAGCAAGCCUGAGGACCGCUUUGUCUUCAAGGCCUCCGAGUAA